This is a messenger RNA of Aspergillus niger, 1947 nucleotides long. RefSeq lists its product as uncharacterized. The coding region runs from base 1 to 1947 and encodes 648 amino acids. Gene Ontology annotation, biological process: telomere maintenance; double-strand break repair via nonhomologous end joining; cellular response to gamma radiation. The transcript is spliced from 6 exons. Gene Ontology annotation, cellular component: nucleus; Ku70:Ku80 complex. Gene Ontology annotation, molecular function: double-stranded DNA binding; DNA helicase activity; damaged DNA binding. The record is from RefSeq and is a predicted model, not a curated record. NCBI's taxonomy places the organism in Eukaryota, Fungi, Ascomycota, Eurotiomycetes, Eurotiales, Aspergillaceae.
AUGGCGGACGGCAACCCACAUCGGGAAGAUGAGGCGGCCGAGGAAGAAGAGGAGAUUGAUGAGACUAGCUACAAACCAGUCAAAGAUGCGGUCCUCUUCGCAAUCGAUGUCAGCGAUUCCAUGUUGACGCCUCGCCCCUCAGCAGAUCCUAAGAAACACACCCAAGAAUCACCCACCACGGCAGCGCUCAAAUGCGCCUAUCACUUCAUGCAACAACGAAUCAUAUCAAAUCCACAAGACAUGAUGGGUGUUUUGCUGUUCGGGACCCAGGCGUCCAAGUUCUUUGAAGAAGAUGAAGACAGUCGGGGAGACCUGUCCUACCCCAACUGCUACCUCUUCACUGAUCUGGAUGUUCCUUCGGCUCAUGAGGUCAAAGGACUUCGAGCACUGGUAGAUGAUGAAGGAGACUCAAGGGAGGUUCUAUCUCCAGCGAAAGAGCAGGUCUCUAUGGCAAACGUCCUAUUUUGCGCCAACCAGAUAUUCACAUCCAGAGCGCCAAAUUUCCUCUCCCGGCGUUUGUUCAUCAUAACCGACAAUGACAACCCCCAUGGUGAUGAUAAAACCCUGCGGUCAGCGGCGACUGUACGUGCUAAGGAUCUUUACGAUCUUGGUGUCACAAUUGAGCUGUUUCCGAUCUCACGCCCUGAGCAUGAGUUCAAGAACAGCAAGUUCUAUGACUCAUUGCCCAGCGAUCCAGAGGCGCCUGCAUAUCUACAAUCUGAUUCAAAAGCGGCGACUGCGACCGGGGACGGGAUUUCACUCCUCAACACGCUUCUGUCCAGUAUUAAUUCGAGAACGGUUCCGCGUCGCACUCAUUUUUCGAACAUGCCUUUAGAACUUGGCCCAGACUUCAGAAUUUCGGUAUCGGGCUAUAUACUCUUACGAAGGCAAGCGCCCGCUAGAAACUCCUUCAUCUGGCUGAACGGCGAGAAGCCUGUGGUCGCGAAAGGAGUGACUUCCCACUCCGCAGAUGAUACUGGCCGGACUGUCGAGAAAUGGGAGAUCAGAAAGGCAUAUAAGUUCGGUGGCGACCAAGUAACCUUUUCGCCUGAUGAGCAGAAGGCGCUUAGGGAUUUCGGUGAGCCAGUAAUCCGGGUUAUUGGGUUCAAGCCUAUCACUGCGCUUCCAUUCUGGGCAAACGUCAAGCACCCAUAUUUUAUCUAUCCAUCCGAGGAAGACUAUGUAGGCUCCUCGCGAGUAUUUUCCGCAUUGCAUCAGACUCUUUUGCGUUCCAAGAAGAUGGCACUCGUCUGGUUCAUUGCACGCAAGGGUGCUGGCCCCGUUCUCGCCGCUAUGAUCGCAGGCGAAGAAAAGCUUGAUGAGAAUGGCGUACAAAAAUACCCUCCUGGCAUGUGGAUUCUUCCCCUCCCCUUCGCAGACGAUAUCCGGCAGAACCCCGAAACAACGUUGAAUGUCGCCCCGGAGUCAUUGAUUGAUCAGAUGCGCGUGAUCGUCCAGCAACUGCAGCUGCCGAAGGGAGUGUACGAGCCUCUCAAAUACCCCAAUCCAUCCCUUCAAUGGCAUUACCGCAUCCUACAAGCUCUCGCAUUAGACGAAGAUCUCCCCGAAAAACCAGAAGACAAAACCAUUCCGAAAUACCGCCAAAUCGACAAGCGCGCCGGUGACUACGUAUUAUCCUGGGCCGACGAACUCGAAAAGCAAUACGCCAAAACCUCAGCAGCGGCCCCUCGCCCAACCAGCACCCUCGUGAAACGAGGAUCAAAAGACCGAGCAAGCGAAACCGAGGACUCCAAGCCAUCGAAAAAGAUCAAGGUUGAGGAAGACUCUGGAAGCCUAGAGGAGGAAGUCCGCAGGCAUCACAAGAAGGGAACGCUAUCCAAGCUUACGGUCGCUAUCCUCAAGGACUUCUUGACUUCCAAUGGACGCUCAAAUGCCGGUAAGAAGGCGGAUCUUAUUGAGCGGGUAGAGGAGUUCUUGGAGCAGUGA